This is a messenger RNA of Microtus ochrogaster (prairie vole), 5778 nucleotides long. RefSeq names its product phospholipase A2 receptor 1 (gene Pla2r1). The record is from RefSeq and is a predicted model, not a curated record. Lineage: Eukaryota; Metazoa; Chordata; Mammalia; Rodentia; Cricetidae.
AUCUCCAGGGCUCCUAGGUGGCGUAGUCCUCAAGAAGGGUAGAGGCUGCUCUUCCCUCCUGCACCGAAGUCCAGUGCAGGGGACACGAUCGUGGCCACCUAGAGUGCCUGAUGGUGCAAUGGUUAGCAAUGCUGCAGCUUCUCUGGAUGCAGCAGCUACUGUUGCUGGGGGCUCACCCGGGCAGCGCCCAGGAUUUAACUCUCACCCCGGAACCGGCCCUCGAGUGGCUAGAUAAAGGAAUUUUCAUUAUCCAGAGCGAGAGCCUCAAGACAUGCAUUCAGGCAGGUAGAUCCGUCCUGAUCCUGGAGGACUGCAAGCAGCCAAAUAAGUACAUGUUGUGGAAAUGGGUUUCAAACAGUCACCUCUUUAAUGUGGGAGGCAGUGGCUGCCUCGGCCUGAAUCUAUCCAAUCCAGAAGAGCCAUUAAGCCUUUAUGAAUGUGAUUCCACCCUCAUUUCCUUGAGAUGGCACUGUAACAGGAAGAUGAUCAUGGGCCCACUCCAGUACAAGGUCCAGGUCCAGCAUGGCAACACGGUAGUGGCGUCAUGGAAACAGACCCAUAAGUGGAUCACCUACAUGUCGGAUGGUGAAGACAUCUGUGAGCAUCUUCACAGAGAUUUAUAUACAGUCAAAGGGAAUGCCCACGGGAUGCCUUGUGUGUUUCCCUUUCAGUACAACCAGCAGUGGCACCAUGAAUGUACCCGGGAAGGGCGGAAAGAAAACCUGCUGUGGUGUGCCACUACAAGCCGAUACGAACGAGAUGAGAAAUGGGGAUACUGCCCUGAUCCUACCUCCACAGAGGUAUCCUGUGACGCCGUGUGGCACAAGGAUUUCAAUUCACGUGUGUGCUACCAAUUCAACCUGCUUUCAUCUCUCUCGUGGAAUGAGGCACAUUCUUCAUGUCAGAUGCAAGGAGGCUCUUUAUUGAGUAUUACAGAUGAAGGCGAGGAAAACUUUAUACGGAAGCAGCUGAGCAGGGAAGCAGUGGAGGUGUGGAUUGGCUUGAAUCAGCUGGAUGAAAAGGCUGGCUGGCAGUGGUCUGAUGGCACAGCGCUCAGCUACCUGAACUGGAGCCCAGAGAUAAGUGAUCGGCCAUUUGUUGAGUAUCACUGUGGAACACUGAAACCUCCCUCAACCGCCUGGAGGAGCAAGGACUGUGAGUCGGCCUUGCCUUAUAUAUGCAAGCGGUUCCUAAACUACACUGCUCACGAAACACUUGAAAACGACUCUUGGACAUACCAUGCCACUCACUGUGAUCCUGACUGGGCGCCCUUCAAUCGUAACUGCUACAAACUUCAGAAAGAAGAAAGGACCUGGCAAGAGGCUCUUCACUCUUGCCAGACUAAUGACAGCAUGUUGAUGGAUGUGACGUCAUUAGCAGAGCUGGAGUUCCUUAUAGACCUCCUUGGGGAUGGAAAUGCAUCAGAAACAUGGAUUGGCUUGAGUAGCAAUAGAACUCCAGUCUCCUUUAGAUGGUCCACUGGCUCCUCUGUCAUCUUCACUAACUGGCACCCUCUUGAGCCUCGGAUUUUUCCCAAGAGAAGCCAACUGUGCGUCUCAGCAGAGCAAGCUGAAGGACUCUGGAAAGUAAAAGGCUGCCAAGAAAGACUCUCUUACGUUUGUAAAAGAGCAGGGCAAGUCCUUGAUGAUGACGAAUCAGAAUGUCCAGAGGGGUGGGAGAGACAUGGCAAAUUUUGUUACAAAAUCGACACCGUCCUGAGAAACUUUGAGGAGGCGUCCAAUGGGUAUCAUUGCCAUCCUGCCCUCCUGACCGUUACCAGCAGGUUUGAACAGGCGUUUUUAAACAGUUUCAUCAGCAGUGUGGCAAAAACGAAAGACAGUUAUUUUUGGAUAGCUCUUCAGGACGAAAACAACACAGGAGAGUACACUUGGAAGACCUUGGGGCAGAGGCCUGAGCCAAUGCAGUACACGCACUGGAACACACAUCAACCUAGCUACAGUGGUGGCUGCGUUGUCAUGCGAGGAGGAAGUCCACUUGGUCGCUGGGAAGUGAAGGAUUGCAGCAACUUUAAGGCAAUGUCCCUGUGUAAGAUGCCAGUCAAAACCUGGGAUAAAACAGAGCUCGAAAGAAGGUGGCCCUUUCGCAAAUGCUAUGCCGAUUGGGAGUCGAAGUCUGGUCUAGCCAGUUGCUUCAAGGUGUUUCACAGUGAAAAGGUCCUGAUGAAAAGAUCAUGGAGAGAAGCCGAAUUCUUCUGCGAGGAGUUCGGAGCUCAGUUGGCAAGUUUUGCCCAUAUAGAGGAAGAAGAGUUUGUGAAUGAGCUUCUACAUUCAAAAUUUAACCGGACAGAAGAAAGGCAGUUCUGGAUUGGAUUCAAUAAAAGGAAUCCCCUGAAUGCAGGUUCUUGGGAGUGGUCUGACAGGACGCCUGUUGUGUCUUCAUUUCUAGACAGUACUUACUCUGAAGAUGCUGCAAGAAACUGUGCUGUGUAUAAGGCAAACAAAACAUUGCUGCCCACAGACUGUGCUUCCAAACACGAGUGGAUAUGCAAAAUCCCAAGAGGUGUGAUACCCACUUUUCCAGACUGGUACGAAUACGAUGCGCCCUGGUUCUUCUACCAGAAUGCCGAGUACCUCUUCCACACCCACCCUGCCCAGUGGGACGACUUUGAGUUUCUCUGCGGCUGGCUCCGGGGUGAUAUCCUCUCAAUUUAUUCUGCUCAGGAGCAAGAGUUCAUCCUCAGCAAAAUCAGAGUGCUAUCAAAGCACGGUGUAAAUUGGUGGAUUGGAAUUGAAGAAGGAGGAGCCAGUGAUCCAACUCAUUGGCAUAAUGGGUCACCUGUGAUAUUCCAGGACUGGGACGGAGGAAGAGAGAAGAGAGCGGAUAACCAGAGCCAGCGGUGUGCCUUCAUUUCUUCCGUAACAGGGCUCUGGGGCACUGAGGACUGUUCUGUUUCUAUGCCCAGCAUUUGCAAGAGAGAGGAAAUGUGGGUCAUCGAGAAGAAGAAGCCACCCUUGCCACAUGGGACAUGCCCCAAAGGCUGGCUUUAUUUUAACCACAAGUGCUUCCAGGUGUGGAUUCCCAAAGACCCCCGCGAGCUGAAGACCUGGGCAGGCGCUCAGGACUUCUGCGUCGACAAGGGCGGGACGCUGGUCUCCAUCGAAAGUGAACUGGAGCAAGCUUUCAUUACUAUGAACCUUUUCAGCCAGACCACGAAUGUGUGGAUAGGGUUAAAAAGUGACAAUCACCAGACGUGGGUGAAUAGGAAGCCUGUAGUAUAUUCUAACUGGUCUCCAUCUGAUGUCAUAAAUAUACCAAAUUACAAUACCUCUAAAAUGAAAAAGCAUGUUCCACUCUGUGCCCUGAUGCUAAGUAGUUCUAAUUUUCAUUUCACUGGAAAAUGGUAUUUUGAUGACUGUGGGAAAGAAGGCUAUGGAUUUGUUUGUGAAAAAAUGCAAGAUACUCCUGAAUACCGUGCAAACGUGUCUGAAAUGCAUUCAGUCCCCAAUACAUUAGAAUUUGGAAACAGAACUUAUAAAAUCAUUCAUGCCAAUAUGACGUGGUACACAGCAAGAAGAACCUGCCUGAUGCAUGGAGCAGAACUGGCCAGCAUUGCAGACAAUUUCCAGCAGGCCUUCCUCACGGUUGUUCUCAGCAGGCUGGGAUAUGCCCACUGGAUCGGCCUCUCCACCACAGACAAUGGUCUUAAUUUUGACUGGUCAGAUGGCACCAAAUCCCCUUUCACCUAUUGGAAGGACGAAGAGUCCACCUUCCUUGGUGACUGUGUUUUUGCUGACACUAGUGGACGCUGGCAUAGAACAGCCUGUGAGUCUCUCCUGCAAGGAGCCAUUUGUCAUGUCCCCACUGAAACAAAGGCAUUUGAGCACCCAGUGCUCUGCCCAGAAACAUUGGUUCCCUGGAUAAAAUUUAAAGGUAAUUGCUACAGUCUUUCUACAGUCCUGGACAGCAGGAGUUUUGAGGAUGCUCAUGAAUUUUGCAAAAGAGAAGGAUCUAAUCUUUUAGCCAUCAAGGACGAGGCUGAAAAUUUAUUUCUCCAGGAAGAGCUUCAUGCUUUUAGUUCUUCUGUCCAGAUGGUUUGGUUGAAUGCCCAGUUUGAUAGUAACAAUGAAACCUUGAGGUGGUUUGAUGGAACACCCACAGACCAGUCAAGCUGGGGCGUUCAGAGGCCAACUGUAGAUCCCCUCCAGCCCCGUCCGUGUGUUGCCUUGAGGAUCCUGGAAGGAGUGUGGCAGUUUACCCCAUGCGAAGACCAAAAUGGGUUUAUCUGUAAAAUGGAGGCAGGUGUUCCAGCAGUAAUGGAGCAUCCAGGAAAAGGACGGAACCACAGCAUCGUUCCUCUUGCAGUCUCGCUGACGCUGGUGGCCUUCCUGGCCUUUGCUGUGCUCUGCUUCUGGAUCUACAAGCAGAACAGUGGCUUCUUCCAGAGACUCACAGGGUCUCGGGGCCUCUACUACCCUACACUCAGCUUCAGCACAGCACAGUUAGAAGAAAACGUCCACAUCUCCGAUCUCGAGAAGAACGGCCAGUGAGGAUAAAGUGAGAGAAUGCCCUCGCUAUAAAGAACAAAGGCGGCCACGAGGGGAGUCCUGUCUGCGCUGCCCCUUAACAAGACGCCAUGAUAAUGUGAAUUGUGCCCCUGUUUUAAUUAUUCUUCAAGCACUGGUUUUUAAUUUUAACCAAAGCAGAUGAGGUUUGAUGUAUUCGUUUCCUUUAUCUGCGGCCCAUUCUGAAAGGGGCGUUGGGUUAUUAUUUAGAAAGACAAGAACUACUAAAAAGAAUCCUGCCUUGAGAACUCUCAAGGCAGUCUAGUACACAUUCAGGCAUGUAAGUUCACUCAAUACAUUCAAAGAGAAAGGGGGCAGGGCUCUGACUUUAUUUGUGGGGAAGGUGCUUCUAAGAAUCACCGUUCUGUUUGAUUCUAAUUCAAUCUUUUUUAAUAGCCUGGUUUGGGAAAGUCCUUGAAUCUAAACAUCCAGGCUCUGGGCUCUCAGCUGAUACUUUGGAGGACAUUAAUUUUUAUUAGGUUUGAUUCUUAAGCUACACAGGAGAAACAGCACCUUUUCCUAAAUACAAAUAUCUUGGUAUGCAGGCGCUCUCAGGAACAACUGUAUGAUUACAAUUGUUGGGCCAAAAUUAUCUCAGGGCCUGUACCUCGAGGCCUGUAGGACAGAGAAAAGCCUGGCUCGAGUUUGAAGGAUAGUCUCAAAGCUACCGAGUGGGGAUGACACAGAAAAAUCUAGGUAGAUGCCCCUUCAGCCAGAGUGAGGCUUGGCUGUCUCUCAUUGGCUGGAGGGGCCCCUGCAUCACAUCAGCCCCAAUGUCACUUAACCUAUAUAAGCAGAUGCUCACAGUAAUAAACUGAGUUCCUGCUUUAACUUGACUCCCUAUUGUGUCUGAUUGUCCUGUGUCUGAUUGUCCUGCGUUGUGGGGCUGCAGAACAGGCAGAGAGUGCACUCACCUUUCCCCAGGGAAAAAGGCUAAGGAGGCCUGGCACCAAUGUGGCAUAGACCCUCCCUUGCUAAGUGAUUACCAUGUUAAAGGUGUUUUCUAGGUAAGUUCAAAGAACUACAAUGGGAGUUCAAUAUCAAUAAAGUUCAUGGACCUUAUUUAAAACUAAAGUAAUAAAAUAAUAUAUAACGAUCUUUACUGGGAGAUACAGAAUAUGUAACUCAAACCUAAAGAGAAAAAAGUGAAGAUCUGAAUUAUACUCCCAUUAGAACCAAACGAGAGGUGAUGUUAAGAAAUACUAACUAAAACGACUCUGCAGUAGUAACCUUGAUACGAUUGUCAUAUGUUCAC